AUGCGUUUAAUCCGUUUGAUUGGCUUCUACUUCGAGGUGAUGAAAGGCAUCACUCGUAUCGUGAUAUACCUGUCGAAGAAGUGCCAAAAGCUGUUGGUUUUGGUCUUAAUAGCGAUUAUCGCGAUAUACAUGACAUGUGGCCUCACGCUCGCCAUCAUCACCACAACCAUCGGCUUCGUGUACAUUGUGUACAACUUCUGCGAUUACCUCCUCUACAACCCCAACGACCCCAUCGACAGCCGCGCCAACGUCUUGAGCCCAAUGGCGUUCAACCUGUCCUUCGAGUCCCACUUCAUCACCACCGACGACAAGAUCAACAUCAAUGUCCUGCUCAUCAAACGGCCCGACAAUGAGUACAAGUGGUGUCCGACGAUUGUCUACUUUCACGGCAACGCCGGCAACAUUGGCCACAGACUGCAGAACUGUUACGAAUUGUAUCACGAGAUCGGUUGCAAUAUACUGCUCGUCGAGUACCGGGGGUAUGGGCUCAGCGGCGGUCACCCCUCCGAAAGGGGUCUCUAUUUGGACGCCUCGGCGGCACUCAAUUACCUGAUGGGACGGCCCGACAUCGACAGCCACAAGAUCGUGGUGUUCGGCCGGUCGUUAGGCGGCGCUGUGGCCGUCGAGUUGGCCCGACGUGCGAACGCGGGCGCCGCCAUCGCCGCCGUUAUCAUCGAAAACACGUUUACCAGUCUUCCGGAUAUCGGGCGCCAACUGUUCAACUGCCGGCUCAUCCGAUGGCUUCCCAAUUGGUUCUACAAAAACCAAUUCACUUCAGUGGACAAGAUCUCGGAGGUGACGGCGCCCGCGCUCUUCAUCUCCGGUCUCAGCGACGAACUGAUCCCGUCGUCGAUGAUGACAUCGCUGUACGCCCUGUGCGGCAGCGCUCACAAGGAGUUGCACCGUUUGGACGGCACCCACAACUUCACGUGGAAGUGCGCCAACUAUUACCACAUUUGGCGACUCUUUUUGGCUAAAGUUUUCCAACACGGCCUCCAACCGGACGGUCCAUUCACGCCACUGUCCACCGACAGCAACACCGCUCCCAGUCCUCAGCCACCACCGCCUCAACAGUUAUACAAUCAGACGCUAAUCACUUUCGAUGACAAACCGAUUGACAUCUGA
This is a messenger RNA of Oppiella nova, 1125 nucleotides long. The record is from the annotation of a GenBank genome assembly. NCBI's taxonomy places the organism in Eukaryota, Metazoa, Arthropoda, Arachnida, Sarcoptiformes, Oppiidae.